GGUGUAAAUAGUCAUUUGUGCAUAUUGCACGUGCAGUCGUCUUUUGAGAGCAAAUUGCAUGUUUGUUUGGUAGUUGUGAAAGAAAUGAGUAUGAGUGAAAAGGUAUUAGUUAUUGGUAGUGGAGGAAGGGAACAUGCCCUAGCCUGGAAAUUAUCUCAGUCUAAAGAAGUUGGAGAAGUUUUAGUAGCACCUGGUAAUGCUGGUACCGGUGCAGAAGGAGAGAAAGUUAGAAAUAUUGUUUUAGAUGUAAAGAAGUUUGAAGAUGUAUCAACUUAUUGUACCAGUAAUAAGAUUGGUUUAGUUAUUGUUGGACCUGAAGAUCCGUUGGCUAAUGGUAUAGCUGAUCAUCUUAAUAGUAAAGAUAUUGCCUGUUUUGGACCAUCUCUGAAAGGAGCUGAAAUCGAAGCUAGUAAAGAUUUUGCUAAACAGUUUAUGAACCGCCAUGAAAUACCAACAGCAAGGUUUAAAUCGUUCACAGAAAUAGAGCCAGCUUGUAAACACAUUAAUGAAGCAGAUUAUAAAGCAUUGGUAGUUAAAGCUAGUGGUUUAGCUGCUGGUAAGGGAGUGAUUGUGGCAGAAACUAAAGAUGAGGCUUGUAAAGCUGUUAAAAACAUUUUAGAGGAUAAAGCAUUUGGUGCUGCUGGUGAUACAGUUGUUAUAGAAGAAUUACUGGAAGGAGAGGAAAUCUCUGUUUUGGCAUUCACAGAUGGGACAACAGUUGCUGUGAUGCCACCUGCUCAAGAUCAUAAACGAUUGGAAGAAGGUGAUAACGGUCCAAAUACAGGUGGAAUGGGAGCCUUUUGUCCAUAUAGUAAGGUAACUGAAGAGGUAUUAAAGAUGAUAAAAGAACAAAUAUUACAGAAAACGGUUGAUGGAAUGAGAAAAGAAGAAAGAAAAUAUGUUGGUGUACUAUACGCUGGUAUAAUGUUAACUAAGUCUGGACCUAAAGUUUUAGAAUUUAACUGCAGAUUUGGUGAUCCAGAAACUCAGUCAAUUCUAUCUCUGUUAAAAUCUGAUUUAUAUAAAGUAUGUAAGGCCUGUACAAAUGGUACUCUGUCAUCCAGUCUUCCAGACUUUGAUACACAACAUUCAUCAUUAGGUAUUGUGAUGGCUAGUGGUGGUUAUCCAGGCUCAUAUCAGAAAGGUGUAGAAAUAUUGGGAUUGGAUGAAGCAUGUAAACUAGGAGUAAAGGUCUUCCAUGCUGGCACGGCCAAAAAAGAUGAUAAAAUUGUAACAAGUGGGGGUCGUGUUUUAGUUGUUGUGGCAACAGAGACAGAUUUAUACCCAGCCUAUAAUAGAGCUUUACAGGGAGCUGGCAUGAUUAAAUUUGAUAAAGCUUUUUAUAGAAAGGAUAUUGGACAUAAUGUUCUCUCUGAUAAAAGUGGUCCAGAAGUUUCACAAAUAAUUAAUGGUAUGACCUAUAAAGAUGCUGGUGUUGAUAUUGAAAGUGGUAAUGAAUUGGUGGAAUCUAUUAAAUCAGUUGUCAAGGCAACCAAGAGACCUGGUUGUGAUGCUACACUAGGAAUGUUUGGUGCAAUAUUUGAUAUGAAGCAAGCUGGUUUUAAAGAUCCCCUCCUUGUAUCUGGUACCGAUGGUGUGGGAACAAAACUCAAGAUUGCUCAUAUUCUAGGACACCAUGAUACUAUUGGUAUAGAUUUAGUAGCUAUGUGUGUAAAUGAUAUAUUAGCACAUGGUGCUGAACCACUGUUUUUCUUGGAUUACUUUGCAACUGGUAAAUUGCAAGUGCCAACAGCAGCUGAUGUUAUUAAAGGUAUUGCUGAAGGCUGUAAGCAGGCUGGCUGUGCUCUUGUAGGAGGAGAAACAGCAGAGAUGCCAGGAUUGUAUCAGGGGGAAGAUUAUGAUUUAGCAGGAUUUGCCGUGGGUGCUGUUGAAAGGGAAGACGUACUUCCUAGAUUACAGGAUAUAAAACCAGGGGACAGUGUGAUUGGUCUAUGUUCUAGUGGUAUCCAUAGUAACGGUUUCAGUCUAGUUCGCCGUAUCAUAGAGAAGAAGGAACUGAGAUUUGAUAUGCCUUCACCGUUUAAAACUGGCAAAAGUUUAGGUGAGGAUUUAUUAACGCCAACUAGAAUCUAUGUUAAAAGUUUAUUACCUUUAAUUAAAGAAAAGAAGAUUAAAGCCUUUUCCCACAUAACAGGUGGUGGUUUAACAGAAAAUAUACCUAGAAUAUUACCAGAACAUGUAGCCGUUAGUCUGGAUGCUAAAUCAUGGUCAAUACCUUCUGUCUUUGGUUGGUUAGCAGAAAUUGGUCGUAUAUCAGAAAGUGAGAUGAGUAGAACGUAUAAUUGUGGUUUAGGUGGUGUUAUUAUUGUCAAUAGAAGUGAUGCUACUGAUGUUCUUAAUAAACUUAAAUCAGCUGGAGAAGAUGCUGCUAUCAUUGGAUCUGUUGAUAAAUAUACAGGUAAACAGAGAGUAAAAGUAAAGAAUUUAGAAGUAGCUUUAGUCCAAUCAUGGAGACAUGUUCCUGGUGUUAGUCGAAAAAAGAGAGUUGGUGUCCUCAUAUCUGGUUCAGGUACCAAUCUGCAAUCACUAAUAGACUAUACACGUGAUGCCAGUAAUAAUAGUUGUGCAGAGAUUGUGUUAGUUAUAUCAAAUAAAGAUGGUGUCCAAGGUUUACAAAGGGCUACAGCAGCUGGUAUCAACACAAAGGUUAUAAAUCAUAAAGAUUAUACAAGUCGUGAAGAAUUUGAUAAUGCUGUACAUCUAUCACUAGAAGCUGCUGGGGUAGAGAUUGUUUGUUUAGCUGGUUUUAUGAGAAUAUUAUCAGGUGAAUUUGUGAAGAAAUGGCGAGGUAGAAUGUUGAAUAUCCAUCCAUCAUUAUUACCAUCAUUUAAAGGUGGUAAUGCCCAUAAAUUAGUAUUAGAAGCUAAUGUCAGAAUAUCGGGUUGUACAGUUCAUUUCGUUGCUGAGGAAGUUGAUGCUGGAGCAAUCUUAAUUCAAGAAUCAGUACCCGUAUUUCCCAAUGAUACAGAAACAACUUUAUCUGAAAGAGUUAAAGUAGUGGAACACAAAGCCUUUCCUAAAGCUUUAGAACUCUUAGCUAGUGACAGUAUUGUGUUAAAGGAUGACGGAAAACUUGAAUGGAAACAUUUUUGAGCAGAUGUUAAAACUGGAUAAAUUGUCAAAGAAAUGACCUAAUUAGUUCAAAGGAACAUAUCUUUAAAGAAAUGCAACGAAAUAGAAUUUUACAAUCUGUUUUUACAAGCUCCAAACAUAUACAGUAUCGUAUCUUUAACCCUUUGCCACUUGGUACAUGUAAAUAAUGACUAACUCGGUUCGCUGAUAAGAUUAAGAGAAAAGUGAUGUAUUGUAGCUCAUAUUUCUAUGUUUUGUAGCUCAUUUCAAAAUGCUAAAAAAAAUUGCUUCAUAGACCUGAAACUGCCCGUCACAGAACUUAUAUAUGGUCUUUAGAUGAUUAACAUCUAUUCACGUUACUAAGGACCCUUGAUGCGAUAGAGGGAGCAGUAGUUUCGGGCAAUACAAGUGUUAAAGGGUUAAAACCUGAAACCAAAUAAAAUUCAAGUCUGCUAGAAGAGAUAAUUUAGCUGUCUACCCUUUCAUACACAUGGAGCAUUUUCACUCUCAAACUCGAUAGGCCAGUGACCUUACUUUUAGAUGAUUUAGCCUGGUAAACGUGCACAUAAUCUGAGGAUAGUGUUAGACUAUCAGGUUAUGGGAUAUUGUUAUUGAUGUGACUACAGGUCCUUGGUAUAUCUUUAAUUUUUAAUACAUCUAGGACAGGUGUGGCCAACCGUUUAUAUUCCAUGCCUUAAUUAGACUUGAUACUGUAGUGAUUUCAAUUGGUUUAGAUCAUUAUUAUGAUGAGUUGCAGUGUGCCAUGGCCACCCCUGGACCCGAGUUCACAAAACAUUCUCCGACUUUAGUUCAGAAUUUACUCAACUUUCACUCAUUGUUUAUUGGAAAUAUCUUUGAUCCAGAAACACAAAACUUUGCACACUGUUUCUUAUUGACGUAUUUGAUACAUUAAAACAGUAACAAAUUUUAUAAAGGGCUAUAAUUUUAGUUAAAAUAAGGUGAACAUUUUUGAGUAAAUUCUUAAGUUAUGUCUGAGAAUUUUUGUGAACUUGGGGCCUGGUUUAUUCUAUACAGCUUGUUUUCUUAAUGUUGACUAGUCGAUCAGUUCUUUAACUGGAUAUUUUUAAGGAUCAAAUUGCUAAGAUACCAGUCACAUUAACCUUAAACAAGGGCAUGGGUUAAGAUAACUUGAAACCAUUAGAAAAAAAAAAUCUGUGGACAGUCGUCACUACAUUUCCAGUUUAACAGUAUUUACUUCCAAAUUGAGAAGUUCAUCAAGAUUUUCCGGCGUGGUUCUCCCUUGUCAGUGAUGCAGGACGGAGGGGCUGACAAGGAAAGCUGUCUAGUCGUUCGGAUGGGACUAAAAAACCGAGGUCCCGUGUACACAUUGGCGUGCACGUAAAAGAUCCCUUGUCAGUUGUAAUUCGAUACAAGAGUAGGCCGUAGUGCCGCUGUCCGGGCAAAAUUUCCCUCAUAGCACACUGUAUGGCGUAUGUCCGUCUUCAUUAGCCCAGGUUAGGAGCAGAACAGUAGGACGUUAAACCCCAUUUCAUUUCAUUUCCAAAUUGAGAUUAUUUUUCGUCAACUUUAUUUUUAUUGUUGUACAGCUAUUUGAUAAAUUCCAAUUAAAAAAUAAGAUUUUAAUGAUUGGCAAGAAUAAUUUGCUGACAUGACAAAUUAUAAAAUAUGAUUUAAUGAUUAGAAAGAGCAUUUUGUUGACAGGACUUGUUGACAUGCCCAAUUAUAAAAUCUGAUUUAAUGAUUGGGAAGAAAUUGAAAAGUGGGGUGUAUGACCAAUUGGUUAACGCGUGCGCAUUGUAUCAUGAAGUUUGUCAUUAAGUCAACUGGCGUGGUGCCACACCUCAAAGCAUUUUUUUAAGUCUAAAGCUAUACAAUACUCAAAACUUUAAUCAAUUAAUAAAAUGUGUAAAUAAAAUAAAAUUAAAUAUUUAAGCAUUUUUGUAGAUAAAUAUUUGAUGAAAAUUUUGCUAAAUGAAAAAAUGUUUAUCAGUUUUGUUAUUUGUUACAUUUCUGUUAUCUUAAAGAAUGCCUUUCUUUUAUCUCUAAUAUACCUUUUAAAUAAAAAUGGUAUACAAAAUGACCAGUAAAUGUUAUUUUAACAGUAAUUAUUUUAUUGAUUAAACUGUUAUAUUAUUGACUUAUUGUUAAAAGUAAAAAAUCUUAUUGAUGAAAAUAAAAGUGUUUUAUUUUGUCAA
Messenger RNA from Patella vulgata (common limpet), 5270 nucleotides. Its product is annotated as trifunctional purine biosynthetic protein adenosine-3. Gene Ontology annotation, molecular function: ATP binding; phosphoribosylamine-glycine ligase activity; metal ion binding. The record is from RefSeq and is a predicted model, not a curated record. The coding region runs from base 85 to 3114 and encodes 1009 amino acids. Gene Ontology annotation, biological process: 'de novo' IMP biosynthetic process; adenine biosynthetic process. Gene Ontology annotation, cellular component: cytosol. NCBI's taxonomy places the organism in Eukaryota, Metazoa, Mollusca, Gastropoda, Patellidae. The transcript is spliced from 21 exons.